UUUAAAACAAGGUGGAACACCCCUACACAUUUCCGGUCGUUGGGUGGCCGUCCACCGUCUCACAUUUUUCACUAUUAUGUGUUUACGUUCCCAGCUAACUAGAGAUUUGUAAUUAGCUGCGUCUUUUUUCGUAUAUUUAAAAAAUUACACUUGUCGUAGCGGCUAGCCAGAUAACUCAGAAUGAAAAGUAAAUCAGCAGAAAAGUUAGUCCAUGUAGUACCAUGGAUUAACAAAGCAGAAUGGGACCAGGUUCUUGAAUAUAUGUAUUCCAACGAUGCUGUCCUUCAGAAAUAUGCAUUGCAGCGAAUAUCCGCUUGGAAAAGCCGGUUUGGAAGCAGUACUCCUAUUGCUGUCGAAAGCACAGCAGAUCUGGUGCGAUGUCAGGUUUUAGACAGUUCGGGACACCUGGAUGCAGAUGAUCUUGUGCUGCUUUAUGGAACAGCUCUUGUAAGAUUUGUUAAUUUGAUUACUGAACGCAAGCAGAAGAAAGUGGCUACUUCUUUGAGACGGUUAGCUGACAAGAUGAACAUUCCUGAGUGGAUUGUUAACCUCAGGCAUGACAUAACCCACCACAAGUUGCCUACUUUAAAAUUUUGCCGCAAAGGAUGCAAGUUCGUUCUUGCCUGGUUGCAGCAAGAGUAUUGGUCCCGACAGCUAGGCGGCCAACUAGAUGAACACUGGGAUUCCCAGUCAGAUAAAGAGGAAGAGGAUGAUCCCAGUGGGGAAGAUGAACUUGCAAUAAGAAAAAGAGACAAUGCCAAGAAAGCCAGAGAGUUACUGAUUUCCUAUGAAAAUGAACAGUUUCAGACUUUUGAUAAGUUGCAUAAAAAGGGUAGAGAUCAGAAGCAGUGGUGUAGUUCUUCCUCAGAUUUGCACUGGAUCCUCAUUCAAAUCAAAGACUUUGCCAUGGAUUGCAGUGAUGCUUUAAUAGACACACUGCUGAUGGACGGAUACUUAGUCCCUACCAUGGAACAGCUGGAAUCUUUGGACAUCGAUCCAGCCGACACAGUUGACCCGACCGUCCCGUCCAUCCCCCGUCUUUUCCUUCGCUUCUGGCAGCCGCUGCUUAAGGCACUGUUAACCGACUCCUUUGUUUGGUUGUUCCUGGAGAAACUGUUUGCAGAGCUUCACCUUUCCGGGGAAUUUUCCCAGCACAGGACAUGCUACAUUGCAGGGUGGAUUUCAGAGAUCUUCUCUUUCAGCAGCUUCCAAAUCCCAAACACAAAUGCGUCUAAGGGCCAGAAAAAGGCAUGGCUCAGAGACCAGAUAUUUGCAAAGCAAAUAACUUUGCCUUGGAAAAAGCUGUUGAUGAUCUGCCUGGAUGCACCAUGCUUGGCUACUCCGCAUCUUCUCCAGCAAAUCAUGGAGAACAUGGAUCCGCCUUUGCCAGUGGACACACAGAAGAAACUGCUGCGCCUCUGCUGCAUCUACACGCAAGCUGAUGACUUCACUUGUUCUUCAGCAAUGGAAAGGGGGAAUCAGCCUGUAUAUACCUUAGAGAGUCUGCAGAAGAUGCUGUGGCUAAAAUCUAAGGACAGCGCCACUGGUGACAGCCUGUGCCCAGGCGGCACAUUAAGUUCACUGCAGAACACGUCGAUCCCUGUGCCCGUGCCAGAGGUUGCUGAAGACCUACAGGAGCAACUUAGUGCAGAAAUCCUGGCCGAGAGAGCAGCUGCACUCAGAGGUUCUCCUUGGCAAGUCUGUGUAGAUAAUGUGAAGUGGAAACAUUUUCCACUGGGAAAAGUCCCAGGUCAAUCAGAAGAUCCUUCAUACCUGAUGGCAGAAAACUACUCCACCAUGUCUGUGUUUGAUCAGCAUAUAGAAGCUGACAAAGCUGCCCCGCACAGCAAUUUCACUAGCACCUCUGGACAUAUCCGUUCCAGUUCUGACGGCCCUGUUUGGACACACAAUGACCUCAACAAAUUGAAAUCUGGCCUACAGUUGUUUUGAAUAGUGAUCAAGCCAUUCAGUGAUCGAAUAAAGCAGUUAACUUUUCCUCUCUGUUGCAUUUCCCAGUCAUAAUGUUCAAAGUAGCAACUAAAAAUACAGUUUAGCUGUUUUACAGCUUUUUUUUCUGUUUUCAUUGUCAACUUUUUUUGUAGAUAGUAUAUGGAUGGCUUUUUUAUUAUUUGGACAAUAAAACUGCACCUUCUUCAGCAAGCAAGGCAAAAUACAUUUAUUUUUUCUUUUAAAAUGGUUUGUUCAGUUUAAGGCCAAAGCCCCAAGACACUUUUUUUUGUAAUCAAAUAAAGGUCUUUUAAUAAAGA
Molecule: messenger RNA, 2267 nt
Organism: Brienomyrus brachyistius
Lineage: Eukaryota; Metazoa; Chordata; Actinopteri; Osteoglossiformes; Mormyridae
Gene: las1l
Product: LAS1 like ribosome biogenesis factor
Exons: 13
Coding region: 181-1950 (589 amino acids)
Biological process (GO): maturation of LSU-rRNA; maturation of 5.8S rRNA
Cellular component (GO): Las1 complex; preribosome, large subunit precursor
Molecular function (GO): endonuclease activity
Source: RefSeq, a predicted model, not a curated record